UAAGUACUCGUAAUGUCAUAAGUUAUCGUUCAUUGCUCGGUCGGUCGCGGUGACAGACAGACGGACAUGUUGCGAUACGGUGUGUUACUCAGUUUGGCGGUCAUAUGGAUCGGGAAUCCAGGUGAGCUCGUUAGACUGCAGAAAAGCGAGAACAUUAUAAGCUACAAUCCUGCGCAGCUAUGCUUCUCCAACAGAAGCUUUGCAUUCGGAGUGGCCACCGCAGCCUAUCAGAUCGAGGGCGGAUGGAACGCUUCAGGCAAGAGUGAAAGCAUCUGGGACCGCUACACGCACACCCACCCGGAGCGGGUCUACGACCACCAGAACGCCGACGUUGCCGCGGACUCGUAUCACAGGCUCAAGGAGGACGUGCGGCUGAUGAGGACCCUGGGAGUGCAGUUCUACCGGUUCUCUAUCUCCUGGCCACGGAUACUGCCGGAAGGAUUUAAUAAUAAAAUCAAUGAAGAUGGCGUCCGCUACUACAACGAGCUUCUAGACGAGUUGGAGAAGAACAAGAUUGGAGCCCUAGUGACCAUGUACCACUGGGACCUCCCGCAGUCUCUCCAGGACCUUGGAGGCUGGACCAAUCCCAUCAUGGCUGACUACUUCGUUGACUACGCUAGGGUCCUCUUCCAGACCUUCGGCGACCGUGUAAAGACCUGGCUAACCUUCAACGAACCCCUAACCUUCUGCCACGACGGCUACGGCGGUUGGGACGCGCCCGGCGGACACGCCAGCGGACUUGAAGACUAUCUGUGCGCCCACACUGUUCUGCGGGCACAUGGGAUGGUGUAUAGGAUGUAUAAGGAAGAAUUUGAUAAGGAUCACCAAGGCAAUGUGGGGAUCGCUCUGGACAUGCCGUGGAUGGAGCCAGCCUCUCCGUCCGCCGCGGACAAGGCUGCUGCUGAAACUGCAAGGCAAUUCCUAUUCGGCUGGUUCGCUCACCCGAUCUUCUCCAGCCAGGGUGACUACCCCCCAAUUAUGCGUCAACGAAUCGACACCAUCUCCAGGCGCCAGAAAUUCGCCCGCUCCCGACUUCCCUCCUUCACCGAAGAAGAAAUCCUGAACAUACGAGGAUCGUACGACUUUCUAGGCCUCAAUCAUUAUACAACCAACUUGGCGAAGCCUGGGGCCGGGAAGAUUAGUUCGAAGCCGAACUAUGAUGACGAUAUGGGGGUGAAAUUGACGGUCAACCCGAAAUGGCCGAAGAGUAAUUCUACAUGGUUGAGGGUUGUACCUUGGGGUUUCCGCAAGACCCUGAACUGGAUCAAAAACACCUAUAACAACCCCCCCGUGGUCGUCACAGAGAACGGCGUGUCCCUCGAGAAAGGGUUAGACGACGCCAAACGGGUUAACUACAUCGACAGCUACCUGAGGUCGCUACACGCUGCCAUUUAUAAAGAUGGAUGUGACGUGGUGGGAUACACGCACUGGUCUCUAUUAGACAACUAUGAAUGGAUGAGAGGAUUCUCAGAGCGUUUCGGCCUGUUCGAGGUGGAUUAUUCGAGCCCGGAUCGCACGCGGACCGCGCGCCGCUCUGCGCACUACUACGCCACCGUUGCCAAGACUGGCUGUUUACCCGACAAGCACAACUAUGAAUAUUAAAUGU
Cydia fagiglandana is the source of this 1606-nucleotide messenger RNA. RefSeq names its product myrosinase 1-like. The transcript is spliced from 10 exons. NCBI's taxonomy places the organism in Eukaryota, Metazoa, Arthropoda, Insecta, Lepidoptera, Tortricidae. Gene Ontology annotation, molecular function: beta-glucosidase activity. The record is from RefSeq and is a predicted model, not a curated record. Bases 67 to 1602 code for a protein of 511 amino acids. Gene Ontology annotation, biological process: carbohydrate metabolic process.